CUAGUGAUGUUUAUUGUCAUCGCGCUGAGACUUUUGCUGUUUUUGACCGCCGUUUUGAUAUAUUCCUCAAUGACUGUACAAAAGAUAUGUUUAUCCUUGCUUAUCUGCUUGACCCCAGUGCGUAUUUUUCCCUAUGGAGGACAAGCAGAAACUAACUUUCUAAAGUGUACUACCCAGAUGGAGCUCUACGCCUUGAACUCCCUCCCCGAUCUGAAUUCAGGCAGAGCUCCUGUACACCUCUAGUCCGGCGCUUAAUCGGAUCGGCUCUUCAAAUGCUUCAAAAUGAACAAAAAAGAGAGCGAUUGGGCACCGAGGAAGAUGGGCGCACGAUGGUAAAAGAGCUCACUGCAUAUCUGUAUCGCGAAUCCCCCUUUGAUAUCCCUGUGAAGGAUGCAAGUAAGCGGCUUGAAUGGUGGAAUCACAUAUCAAAAGACAGUGGUGCUUGUCAGGUUUCGAAACUCGGUAUCAAACUUUUUAGUGUGUCACCAUCCGAGAUGUGCGAUGAGCGAGGCGCCUCCAAGUUGUCAGGCCUUGAUACUGCGAAGCGUAAUGGCUUGACUGGUCAGAACUUAAUUUGGAUGGCUCAGCUUCAACAAUAUUGGCGGUAUGGAUUUUCGGAUCCGAAAUAUACACACACGGCAAGACUUGACCUGGACCAGCCUUCCACUUCCAGCUCUAUCCAGCUCCCAGCUCCGACUUUGAACGAUCUUCUGAACCCGGCCGGUCCAGAGAUAGACGAGGAAAACCUUAGCUUCAACAUAUCUGAUCCAUAUGGGGCUACAGCACUUGAAGAUGGGGAGAACGAAGACGACGAAGAGAUGGAUGAUACGGGUGUCAUUCCUAUCAUUACUCGAGCCAGCAUUGACCGCCUCAAAAUCGAGUCGCUUGUCAAUUUGUCCUGUGGCAAACUGCUUGAGCGCUAUGAUCCGCCAUCGCAGAUGAAGAAUGUUCCGAAGGAGAAGCCAUCGAACACUCAAUCACAACAAGCAUCAAAAAAAUGGAGUGCGAAGGACUCCGAGUGGUCUCUUGACAGUGUCUGGUAGAUAUUUAGUUGUUCAAUACUUAUAAUACCUAUGAUACAAGAUAUAAUACGUGUAUUAUACGGUAUUAUACCUAGAAAAAAAAUUGCCUGCGGCGCUUACAUAAUACUGGUAUAAUACAUAUAAUACGAGUGAUAC
Messenger RNA from Lentinula edodes (shiitake mushroom), 1178 nucleotides. RefSeq lists its product as uncharacterized. The record is from RefSeq and is a predicted model, not a curated record. Lineage: Eukaryota; Fungi; Basidiomycota; Agaricomycetes; Agaricales; Omphalotaceae. The coding region runs from base 273 to 1043 and encodes 256 amino acids. The transcript is spliced from 3 exons.